AGAAAGGGACAGACGGGCAGAGACAGUCAGGCGUUCGCUCCCAACCACGGAGGUCGCAAUGCCAACCUGGAGAAAGCACCAUCAGAUCCUACAGGAAGAAGGCGAUAGUCCGCCAACCGAUCUGUUCAGGGAGAUGUCCUCGUCCAGCUCCCUCAACACUAUCCGCAUGUCCCUGAGGAAGAGGCUGCCUCUUGGGCAGGUGGACUUUAACGUCGACCACACCCCGAGUUGGGAGAGUCUGGAGCUCACCAAGAAACCUAAUGCUUUACAAACUAUAGGUCGGACUGCGAGGAACACAUGGGGCAACGUCUCCCUGAAACUGCAGAAAAGACGACAAAGUCGCAGUGAGUGCCUGGUCAUCACUCCUUCAAAGCCUCAAACACCUCGGAGACGCAGCAAGGGAUCGGCAUCAAAGAAAGGCACUCCAUCAAGAUCCCAUUACAGCAGGGAGGGGAGAACCAGUACCACACCAUCUAGCAUGAAUCACACUCCCAAGUGGACUGAAGUUGCUCGGCUGCUCGAACAGGAUGGGCUUCCUCUACGAAGAUCAGUUAGGUCUGCUGCAUUGAAGAGUCCCUAUGCCUCACCUACUGGAAUUAGUAGGAGAAGGCAGUUCGAUCGUGAUCUGGAAUCGGUGUCUUUUGGAAUUAGACAAUUAAAGCGCCUGUCCCAGGUAUUUGAUGAAGCCAUCACCAAGGAGGAAAGGAAACAGGCAAUUGAAAAUUAUCAUCAUAUCAUGUCAGAAAACAUGCAUCUGUCUAAGAUUCAGGCUCAAAAAAUGUUGGCUUCAUCCAUUAGAAUAAAAGCAAAAAAGCUUCGCUCAACCAUAAACAGCUGGGCAGAUGAGGCUUUGUCAAGCAUUGCAGAGCAGGGAAAGGGCUUGAAUUGAACAAAGAUUGUCUUCUAUGGCUUUCACUUGGCAAUCUGCCUAGAGUGUUACCAAAUACAUGCUGGUUUAGCCUCACUGGUUUUGUCUGCUUUGUAUUUUUUUUUCUUGUUCUAUAAUUCUAAACAUGAAUACAAUUUGCAAAAUUACAUGGACACCUACAGUAACUUUAUUAUGAUGACUGUAUCAUAAUGACAGUUGCUACUUUUGGUUUCACCUGCAAGUACUUUGAAUUUUACUGCAGGGUAAAGCAUUUAUUCUCCAGUACUUGAGCAAAAUUAGUUUGUUCUCCAUUCAUAAUCAUUCUAGGUGAAGUAUUAUCUGCCCCUGGUUUGGGAUUCUAUUCAACUAAAUUAAAACUACUCACUCCAUUCAGGAUUAAAAGUUUUGAGAAAAUGCUGCUGGAGUUAACCAGUGGUGUACACAGUGGCUUAUAAACCAGCUCACUUCUGUUCUAGCAGCAGUUAGUGUAAAGGGGAUGGGUAAAUGUUUUCUAGAGAUCCAAUUGCCCCUUUUUAUUAACUUAAUUUCUAAACAAUAUAUUGUGUAAAUGUCGUUUCUCAGUUGCUUAAACUAUUUUUAAAACAUCAGAAAACUUUGUGCAUGAAAAUGAUUGUGAAUUUGUCUUGUAGCAGUAUGAGUUUCAAAAGGUUACUUAUGAUUAAUAUACUUUAAAAAUUGAUCACUGCAUGAAGGGAACAAUUUUGUUUUUGGCAGGGACACUGAAAUUUUUUAAAGCUAAUUAUAAAGCACAAUUUAAAAUGGGAUCAUUAAAAUUACAGACCGGAGAAUUUACCAAUUAAGUGUUAGCAAAGAAUGUUUAGAAUUUUAUUUCUUUUUACAUUGUGUUGUUUGAUCAAGUAUUAUGGAUCAAAUUCCUUUAACCAAAUAAAUGCCAUUUUAUAUUUGUAUUUUAGCAUGUUUCUUAAAUUGGCACAAAUUAUAGUUAAACCAAUAAGAUGCUGCAUGUAAUUUGCCAAGUGCUGAGGAUAGGUACUGUGUUAAGAGUGAGUGUAUAUUUGUGUUGU
Messenger RNA from Rhincodon typus (whale shark), 1914 nucleotides. RefSeq names its product protein PIMREG. The coding region runs from base 59 to 889 and encodes 276 amino acids. The record is from RefSeq and is a predicted model, not a curated record. NCBI's taxonomy places the organism in Eukaryota, Metazoa, Chordata, Chondrichthyes, Orectolobiformes, Rhincodontidae. The transcript has 4 exons.